AACGCGUGGGCUCGACGUCGCUGAAGGUCUCCAGGCUUAGGAGAGGUGGGUUCUGCAGUAGCUAGAGUAGCGAGUAUGGCGUGUACGGCUGUGGCAGCGACACGACUUGGACUCGGCCUGUGGGGCGCCAGAACCAUGCAGGCCCGGGGCUACAACUUGGACUACCCCCGCCAGUUCAGCAGCAGCCCUGUAGACGAGGUCAGCGGCGGUGCCGGUGCCAUCCGGGACGCCGGCGGGGCCUUCGGCAAGAGGGAAAAGGCCGAGGAGGACCGGUACUUCCGAGAGAAGAGCCGAGAGCAGCUGGCUUCCCUGAGGAAACACCAUCAGGAAGAAAUUACGCACCAUGAGAAGGAGAUACAACGCCUCCAGAAAGAAAUUGAGCGUCAUAAGAACAAGAUUAGAAAGCUGAAAGAAGAUGAUGAUUAAGCUGAGUUUCUUGUUCAGUGAUCAGUCUUAAUCUACAUAUGGAAUCAUUGUCCACCUCUUGUGUGCCCAAUGUGACAUACUCUCUGGUUUGAUGUACUUUGUGCUGUGUAUUGCAACUAAAUGGUAAUAAACUAUGGUCACUGA
Messenger RNA from Phascolarctos cinereus (koala), 570 nucleotides. It is a transcript of the gene ATP5IF1, whose product is annotated as ATP synthase inhibitory factor subunit 1. Gene Ontology annotation, biological process: negative regulation of ATP-dependent activity. Gene Ontology annotation, cellular component: mitochondrion. Gene Ontology annotation, molecular function: ATPase inhibitor activity. The record is from RefSeq and is a predicted model, not a curated record. NCBI's taxonomy places the organism in Eukaryota, Metazoa, Chordata, Mammalia, Diprotodontia, Phascolarctidae.